Molecule: messenger RNA, 786 nt
Organism: Acomys russatus (golden spiny mouse)
Lineage: Eukaryota; Metazoa; Chordata; Mammalia; Rodentia; Muridae
Gene: Lysmd1
Product: LysM domain containing 1
Exons: 3
Coding region: 48-725 (225 amino acids)
Source: RefSeq, a predicted model, not a curated record
GCUGGGCUUUGCUCGGUUGCGAGCCUAGAUCUUGGCAGCCCGAGGAGAUGGCUUCUCCCUCGAGACAGCCUCCACUCGGGGGCUCGGGGCUGCUGCACGGCAGUCGUGCGCGUUCUUACGGAAGCCUGAUCCAGUCAUCCUGCUCCCCGGUGAGGGAAAGACGCCUGGAGCAUCACCUGGAGCCUGGAGACACUUUGGCAGGACUAGCCCUCAAAUAUGGGGUGACGAUGGAACAAAUUAAGCGUACAAAUCGCCUUUAUACCAACGACUCCAUCUUCCUGAGGAAAACUGUCUACAUCCCCAUCCUGACAGAGCCCCGAGACCUGUUUAAUGGUUUGGAUUCCGAGGAGGAAAACGAUGGAGAAGAGGUCAGCCCAAGUAAGGAUGCUGCCGGCUCACAGCCAGUGAAGGGGAGGAGUCAGCAGCCCAGUCCAGGCCCGGCCAAUGGCGCGCCCCUCCCACCCCACCCGGAAACCUCCACGCCCAUCCAUGACCUCUCUGCCUCUGAUUUUCUUAAGAAGCUUGACUCACAGAUCAGCCUGUCAAAGAAGGCUGCCACCCGGAAGCUGAGAAAAGGGGAAAGUGGGGUACCCAAGGAGGAUGCAGGUCUCUUCCCCAGCUCCCCUCGGAUGCAGCAGCGAGCCGUCCUUGGUCCUGUGCCUCUAACCCGGACAUCUCGGACCCAGACACUACGGGACCAGGAAGAUGAAAUCUUUAAACUCUGAUGUUCCCAGAACUGACGAGAGAAGCUGGGUGUUUGAAGGAGCAGCUGGAGGGGAGAGGAGU